Molecule: messenger RNA, 3501 nt
Organism: Balaenoptera ricei (Rice's whale)
Lineage: Eukaryota; Metazoa; Chordata; Mammalia; Artiodactyla; Balaenopteridae
Gene: FAM171B
Product: family with sequence similarity 171 member B
Exons: 8
Coding region: 96-2573 (825 amino acids)
Source: RefSeq, a predicted model, not a curated record
CCGAGCGGGCGGGCGAGAGCCCGCAGCCCUGGCGCCCGCCGCCGCCGCCCGGACCUCCGCCGCAAUAUGCCGCCGCGGCCCUCUGGCUCUCGGCCAUGGCGAGGCUCAGCCGGCGCGUCCCUUGCACCCUGCUCCUCGGCCUGGCCGCCGUGCUGCUAAAGGCGAGGCUGGUCCCUGCGGCCGCCAGAGCUGAGCUCAGCCGCUCCGACCUCAGUCUCAUCCAGCAGCAGCAGCAGCAGCAGCAGCAGCAACGGCAGCGGGAGGAAGCCGAGGAGGAGAGGCCAGAGGUGCCCGGGGCAUCCUCUACCGUCACUGCUCCCGUGUCUGUAUUUAUGCUGAAAGUCCAGGUGAAUGACAUCAUCAGUCGUCAGUACCUGAGUCAAGCAGUUGUAGAAGUGUUUGUAAACUACACGAAGACAAAUUCCACAGUAACUAGAAACAAUGGAGCAGUGUUGAUAAGAGUACCCUACAAGUUAGGACUCAGCCUAACCAUUAUUGCUUACAAAGAUGGCUAUGUGUUGACACCUCUGCCUUGGAAGACUGGAAGAAUGCCAAUAUAUUCAUCAGUUACACUUUCACUGUUCCCGCAAAGCCAAGCAAAUAUAUGGCUAUUUGAAGACACUGUUUUAAUUACUGGAAAAUUAGCUGGUUUCCUUUUUCCAGAUGCUAAAUCUCAACCAAGUGUUCAGUUUUCAAAAGCCUUAAUUAGACUACCCAACAGGCAUCACAUUAGCAACGUUACAGGCUACCUUACAGUCCUACAACAGUUUUUGAAAGUGGAUAAUUUUCUGUAUACGACUGGAAUUACUCUCAAUAAGUCAGGUUUUGAAGGCAAUGAACUGACUCCUCUUGCUGCAAUAUGUGUGAAAAUAUAUUCUGGAGGAAAAGAAUUAAAGGUGGAUGGCUCUAUUCAAAUUUCUCUCCCACUUCUACGUACAAAAGGUAUAAGUGCAGGGGAUAACAUACCUGCCUGGACAUUUGAUAUGAAUACAGGUGCUUGGAUAAAUCAUGGCCGGGGAAUGGUCAAGGAAUAUAACAAUCAUUUAAUUUGGACAUACGAGGCACCUCAUUUGGGCUACUGGAUAGCAGCUCCACUUCCAGGAACUAGAGGUAUAAAUGGAGAUUCAAAGGACAUAACUGCCUACCACACAGUGUUUCUUUCAGCCAUAUUAGGAGGAACAAUAGUCAUUGUCAUUGGAUUUUUUGCUGUACUUCUUUGUUAUUGCAGGGAUAAGUGUGGUACUCCGCAGAAAAGAGAAAGAAAUAUCACUAAACUUGAGGUCCUCAAGAGAGACCAGACAACUUCAACAACUCACAUAAAUCACAUCAGUUCAGUCAAAGUUGCAUUAAAAACCGAGGACAAGUCACAGUUAUUCAGUGCCAAAAGCUCCUCGUACAACCCUCAGAAAAAGGAACCAUCAAAGGUAGAAGCAGAAGAAAGAGUUUCCAUGGUAAAAACUCGGGACAGUUUAAAAAUCUACAAUGAAGAUGUUUCAUUUCUGUCAGUCAAUCAAAAUCAUUACUCAAGAAACCCAGCUCAGUCUUUGGAGCCCAAUGUAGGGUCCAAACAACCUAAACAUAUUAACAACAAUAUAUCUUCAUCUCUAGGUGAUGCUCAAGAGGAAAAGAGGUAUCUCACAGGUAAUGAAGAUGUGUAUGGGCAUUCUCACAUUCCAGAACAGCUUAUGCACAUCUACAGCCAGCCCAUUGCCAUCCUUCAAACAUCUGACCUCUUCUCCACUCCAGAGCAGUUACAUACUGCAAAGUCAGCUACUUUGCCAAGAAAGGGACAGUUAGUCUAUGGCCAAUUGAUGGAACCAGUAAAUAGAGAGAACUUUACACAGACAUUGCCCAAAAUGCCAAUGCAUUCUCAUGUACAGCCUCCAGAUGCCAGGGAAGAGAAUAUCCCACUCGAAGGUCAACAGAGCUUGCCAUCCCAAACUUCAGAUUGGAGCCGGUAUUCAAACAGCCUACUAGAAUCUGUUUCUGUUCCUGGAACACUAAAUGAAGCUGUUGUAAUGACUCCCUUUUCAUCAGAGCUUCAAGGAAUUUCAGAACAGACCCUCCUAGAACUGUCCAAAGGAAAGCCCUCCCCCCAUCCCAGAGCCUGGUUUGUGUCUCUUGAUGGAAAGCCAGUCGCACAAGUGAGGCACUCCUUCAUAGACCUGAAAAAGGGCAAGAGAGCCCAGAGCAACGACACGAGUCUGGACUCUGGGGUGGACAUGAAUGAGCACCACUCAAGUAGAAAACUAGAGAGGGAAAAAACGUUCAUCAAAAGUAUGCAUCAGCCUAAGAUCCUUUACUUAGAAGAUUUAGACCUGAGCAGUAGUGAGAGUGGAACCACCGUCUGCUCCCCCGAGGACCCAGCUUUAAGGCACUUCCUAGAUGGAGGGAGUGGAGCUAUCAUGGAGCACCCUGGGGAAGAGUCCCCAGGAAGAAAAAGCACCGUUGAAGAUUUUGAAGCCAAUAUAUCCCCCACUAAAAAAAGGGGAAGACCACCACUAGUCAAAAAAGAUAGCAAGACUAACAUCUGGAAGAAGCGAGAGGAACGCCCACUGAUUCCCAUCAAUUAACACCAAGAGUGGUUGUGUCUCUGCUGUCUCGUGCUGUUUAUUCUUGCUUCUUGUUGUAAACUGCCCUAUGAACUUCUGCAGAAGUUGAGACUGAGCAAUCUCAUGGUCCCUGGACAUGUCUCAAGCAGAGUAAGUAGUAAAAUGGUAAUUAAGUAGUGAGAGAAAGAUACCAAGGAAUGCUUUUUCUGGCCUAUUCUUUUCAUUUAUUUUUGGGUGAUGAAUUUGAAGUAUCCAAGCGUUCAGAAUGUAAAAUAGCUUCAAGAUGUUAGUUAUCCGAAAAUGUUGCUCAGUCAGCAAGUUGAGUCCUGACUCUGAAGAAUAACAGUGAAAAGUGUACUCCUAAAGUUGCUUCCAAAAAUAUUGCUUCUGCUUUGAUGACUACCCCUGUGAAAUGUUUAGAAAUGAAACUGUAUUCUUCAGGCCUCAUAUUCUUGUGAAAUGUUACUAUUAUGUUCUCCACUGCCUAUACUUGAAAAUAACUUAAUAUUCUGGAUUGAUAUUAUUCUAGAGUUCAAAGGCCAAACCUCAUUUUCUUUCUUUUUUAAACAGCAUGUGUAUUGUUAUCAACCCAAAAGUAAAUUCCAUACUCACAUAAGAUGGGCAAGAAGCUACUUGGUUGUUAGAGAGGGAAAUGCCAGCUCUUUGGUUGUUUUUGGAUACAGCGUCACAGAAUAAAAAGGUGUUAGUUUAUUUAGAAAUCUGAGAAAUGAAUGCCCUGAUACUGAAUUUUUAUUUAAAAAUUUCUUAUCCCCUUCCUCAUCACCAAAAGUGAAGUGAGCUUAGCUGUCAAGGAAAACUUUUUACCAAUCUAAAAAAAAAAAAACCCAAACAUUCCUCCCCCUCCCCAAUUUUUAGUUUAAAACUCACUGAUACAUGUAGGCUAAAAUCAGUUUUAAGAUAUUUCUUCUAUUAAAAAAAAUUCAGUCAC